CACGCCUUCGCCCGCAGUGCAGCGAGACUUUUAAGCUGUUUGUCAAACUUUCCUGUCGUGAUUUCAACAUGGGAAAACUGGGCUGCAUCUCGCUUUUAGUGGCUGCUUUGGCGGUGCUGUUGGGAGAGAGAUUUUACAACUUCAGGAAAAGAGCCCUGGCUGACAGAGUGCUGGCCAACAACCACCUCCCCAACUGUGUGCUGCUUAAAAAUCUGGAACAUGGCACGGAGGAUAUCACGAUCCUGGGAGACGGGCUCGCCUUUAUCAGCGCAGGUCUGAGGUAUCCUGGAUUUCCAGCUUCAGAUGAGCCCGGAAAGAUCUUUGUCCUUGAUCUGAAAGAUUCUCGACUGAAACCAACGGAGCUGCGUAUGCCGAGGAACUUCGACCUAGAAACGUUCAACCCACACGGUAUCAGCAUCUACACCGAUCCAAGCGAUGAUGCUGUGUACCUGUAUGUUGUCAAUCAUCCUCAUCUAAAAAGCCAAAUUGAGGUGUUCAAAUUUGUCGAGGAAGAACUCUCCCUGGUGCAUCUGAAAACCAUCAAACACAAGCUUCUCCACAGUGUAAACGACAUUGUGGUCGUGGGAGUUGACAGCUUCUACGCCACCAUUGAUCAAUACUUUGAAAACGAACUUCUCAAAGGUUACUUCGAGCUGCUAUUGGGUCAGCCGUGGGGUAGCGUCGUGUACUACAGUCCGAAUGAAGUCAAAGAGGUCUCCCAGGGUUACUACAUGGCAAAUGGAAUCAACGUCUCGCCAGACAGAAGGCACGUAUAUGUGGCAGAUCUGUUUGGCCACAAUGUGCACAUGUUGGAGCGGAAAGAAGACCACACACUGACUCCUGUGAAGGCCGUGGCUGUGGAUACACUCCCUGACAACAUCGAAGUUGAUCCUGAAACCGGCGACCUCUGGGUGGGCUGCCAUCCGAAUGCAUGGAAGCUUUUCAUGUUCGACCCCAAUGACCCAGCCGGAUCAGAGGUCAUCCGCAUCCAGAACAUCCAUUCCGAUCAGCCGAAGGUGACUCAGGUGUAUGAAGACGAUGGACAUACGCUCCUCGGCUCCUCUGUAGCGACGACCUACGACGGGAAGUUGCUCAUCGGCACCGUGUUCCACAAAGCCAUGAUCUGUGAUUUGAAGUAGGCGAUGUCUCUUUAGAGGGGAAAGAAAAUACUCAAUGAAGUUCAACGAAAAAACAAGGAAAUCCAGCGUUACCUCUUUUUUUCUGUCAGACUAAACAUUGAAGAUUUGAAUGAUAUACAGCAAAAAAAAAAAAAAAAUGCAGUUGGCCGUGUUGUGCCAGACGGGAUCUGAUAACAGGAACAAAAAUACCUCUCAGCUAAUGUGAGUGUUCCUAAAGAGGAGCUGAAGGUAAAGAAAACAUCUGAGCUUUGGCGACUAAAGCAUAUUUGAAACUGAGGUGAUUUCACACCCUGAAACUAUUGAACUGUCGAGAUAUUUGAACCACUGUGAAAUACUUUCAAUCAGACGUAAUACAUGUAGCCACUUUGUUGUUGUUGUGUACCACAGAAAAUAAUGUUUUUCACUGGUGAGCUGAAAAUGUGAAAUAUUCACAUGGGCAAUGUGUGUAACGGGAUACUUUUAGAUGUUUUGAUGAUAAAGAAAAUGAUUGAUUUGACCGAAUAAAACCAACAAAAAAAAGAUUUA
Messenger RNA from Stegastes partitus (bicolor damselfish), 1664 nucleotides. RefSeq names its product serum paraoxonase/arylesterase 2-like. The coding region runs from base 69 to 1139 and encodes 356 amino acids. Lineage: Eukaryota; Metazoa; Chordata; Actinopteri; Pomacentridae. The record is from RefSeq and is a predicted model, not a curated record. Gene Ontology annotation, molecular function: arylesterase activity. The transcript has 9 exons.